Molecule: messenger RNA, 1464 nt
Organism: Amborella trichopoda
Lineage: Eukaryota; Viridiplantae; Streptophyta; Magnoliopsida; Amborellales; Amborellaceae
Gene: BAG4
Product: BCL-2-associated athanogene 4
Biological process (GO): protein stabilization
Cellular component (GO): cytoplasm
Molecular function (GO): adenyl-nucleotide exchange factor activity; protein-folding chaperone binding
Source: RefSeq, a predicted model, not a curated record
UAUUCCUCUCUUUCUCUCUCUACUUUCUCUCGCUAGUUUCUUUUUCUCUCUAACUUUUUAAUGAAUGUUUCCAUGCCGCCUGAUGGGCUGCUUUUCACACCAUUUCAUUUCCCCGCUAGUGUUUCUUUGAGUUGUCUAGCUCACUAAAGCUUCAAACUCAGAAGACCCAAGAUUUUUUUUUGAUUGUUAACCCAGUAAAACCAGGUUGGAGAGAGAGAGAGAGAGAGAGAAGAGAGAAAGUUAGAGAGAGAAAGGGGAGGUGGGGUACACAGAAAUGCUCUCUGGGUCCUGCUCAUUUGCUCAUUUUUAUCGUACCUGCCUCUCUGUAAUAAGGCCAUUACAACGUUUCUUACCCUGAAAUUUCCAUUACCAGGAAGGACCAAUUCGUGUAGUGUUAGGUCUUUGGCGUAGAGAGAGAGGAUGAGCAAAUGGAAUUCGAAAGGUAAUGUUGCAGAGAGGAAUGGGAGGAAUGAGGAGAUAGAGUGGGAGAUGAGGCCUGGUGGCAUGCUGGUUCAGAAAAGGGAUGAUGGGGUUUCAUCUUCUGGACCCAUGAUCAAGAUCAAGCUUUCUCAUGGCUCCUACCAACAUGACAUCUCUGUACCUGCCCACUCCACCUUUGGGGAUCUGAAGAAGGUUGUCGCCCAAGAGACUGGAUUGGAACCAAAGGAGCAGAGGCUUCUCUUUAGAGGGAAAGAGAAAGAUGAUGAUGAGCACUUGCACAUGGUGGGUGUCAAGGACAUGUCAAAGGUGAUUUUAUUGGAGGACCCAGCCAGUAAAGAAAGGAAGCUCGAGGAAAUGAAGACAGACCAGAGGAUCGCUGACGCCUGGAAGGCCGUAGCUCGAGUCCGGGCAGAAGUGGAUAAGCUCUCAGAGAAGGUUUCAGCCUUGGAAGAAAAAGUGCAGCGUGGGACCAAAGUUGCUGAAAACGAGUUUGUUGUCUUAACGGAAAUGCUCAUGAUUCAACUGCUGAAGUUAGACAGCAUUGAGGCAGAAGGAGACGCAAAAGUGCAGAGAAGAAUUGAGGUUCGUAGAGUUCAGAAUUGUGUGGAGACAGUGGAUGUUCUGAAAGUGAGAAACUCCAACCCCUUUAGCAGCAAAAGAGUGGCAGUGACCACUCAGUGGGAGACCUUUGAAACUGGGGUAGGAAGCCUGAGUGCUCCCCAACCCUCCUCCCCCACAAAGAUUACGAAGGACUGGGAAUUGUUUGAUUGAUUAACUUUCUUUUUAAUUGCAGUGAACUUAAAGUGCAACAAAUGUGACUAUACUCGACAAUGCUUGCAUUUCUUGAUUGAGCAGAUUGAAGCCGGUUAGGGUAUCCUUGUCGUGUGACUCACUGUAAAUUAUGUAACAAACUUUGUUCAUUAAUACUUGGGUUUAUGAUUGGGCAGAUUGAAACCUGAAGAUACCGUACUUUAUUACUGUAUAUAUCGACUAUUUAAAUCAUGGUUGGUUGUUUCAGUUGAA